Peronospora farinosa is the source of this 795-nucleotide messenger RNA. The record is from the annotation of a GenBank genome assembly. Lineage: Eukaryota; Oomycota; Peronosporomycetes; Peronosporales; Peronosporaceae.
AUGGGUCGAGGGAAAAAAUGGCGGCGCGACGAGGACGUUAGUUUGGCUACGGCGUACGCUACUGUAGCGUCCUCAGGGGUGAAAGAUGGACCCUUUUUCUGGGACGAAGUGCGCAGUCGAGUCCAGAGCGUGAGGAGUGUGCGUGCGCUACGGAAUCGAUGGAUUCUCAUGGCACACGAGGUGAAGGUGUUUGUGCAAUAUUUGGAUCGCAUCGAAGCUCAAGGAGAUAGUGGAGAAGUAGCGGCAAUAGAGAGAGCAAUGAGUAACUUUCGAGAGACAAAAGGACGAGACUUUGAGUUUAUAAACUGCUGGGACAUUGUACGGAAAUGCCACGAGACGAGAAGAGGAGAAGGAGGAGAGGUGGAGGAGACGGAAGAGGAAGUAGGAGACGAGGCUGGUGCCUUAAAUGCAAAAAAUGUAGCAGCAGAUACAGCUGAAGUUGCAGAAUAUGAGGUCCAGAUUCCAGUUGGUACUGCUGAUGCUGCUGCGGUUGCUGCUAAAAAGGAGGAAAGAACAAAGGCAGGGACAAAGACAAAGAGAGCUGCAAGCCCUAGGAAGACGCUGCCAGCGACGGAUGACUUGAUGUUCGUGCAACAGCAGCUUGUGAAUGAGAUGCGUCGGAAGAACGACUUGCAGGAGGACGAGCUGGCACUGAAGUUGUUCAGUGAGGGACGGGAAUCGAACGAGUCGCAGCAAUUCUUUAAGCUGCUGAAGAGGAAGAAGCUGUUGCUGCUGGAAAAAGAAGUAGAAGAACUGGAAGUAGCACAGCAGCAUCUGAGACAGCGCAGAUGCUAG